This is a messenger RNA of Elephantulus edwardii (Cape elephant shrew), 1380 nucleotides long. It is a transcript of the gene PRSS42, whose product is annotated as protease, serine, 42. The coding region runs from base 1 to 1380 and encodes 459 amino acids. Gene Ontology annotation, biological process: proteolysis. The transcript is spliced from 7 exons. Lineage: Eukaryota; Metazoa; Chordata; Mammalia; Macroscelidea; Macroscelididae. The record is from RefSeq and is a predicted model, not a curated record. Gene Ontology annotation, molecular function: serine-type endopeptidase activity.
AUGUACGCAGUGGUGCAGGGGAUGAGCGCAGAGGUGCAGGGGAUGCAUGCAGUGGUGCAGGGGAUGCACACAGCGAGGCAGAGGAUGCAGCUGUGCAGGGGAUACUGCGGUGCAGGGGAUGAACGCAGCGGUGCAGGGGAUGCAAGCGGGGGGUGCUGCCCGGGUGCGGGUGACAUUCCUAAUAGUGACCUCUCUAUGCUGUGUCUGUCUCCUCCCUGGACCCAGUGCCUGGCCCCUCACCCAAGGCUGACCUUGCCAAAACCUCUGGAUGUACCCAAUGCCCCCUCCCCACAGCAGCCCCAGGGCUCCCUGACCAGAGCCGAGGGGCAGGAGCGGCCGCCAGGGGGCGCCGUGAGAAGGCCCGAGCCUCGGCUGGUGGCCAUGGCGGCCCCGGGCGGGCCCCUCGGUGGGGCCGGACCCCUGGCUCUGCUCCUGGUCCUCCUGCUCCUCGGACCUGGGCUCGGCGAGGCCCCGGGGGGCACUCAGGUCCCUGGAACGACCCGGCAGAGUCCCCCACCUCACUCUUCCCUGCCCCCCUUCAAUUUCCCUCCUGCAGGAUGUGGCCAUCCGGAGGUGAAAAUAGUCGGAGGAGAGGAUUCCCAGGAAGGCGAGUGGCCCUGGCAGGUGAGCCUGAGGAUCCGACACAAGCACGUCUGCGGAGGCUCGCUCAUCUCCCACCAGUGGGUGCUGAGCGCGGCCCACUGCAUUUUAAGUCGUUACACGUACAGUGUCAAGAUUGGAACCUGGAAUAUUUCAAAUAAAAUCAGCACAGUCAAGAAGGGUGUGGAGAUCCCCGUCAAAAACAUCGUCGUCCACCCGAAGUUCACAAGAAUUCAAAGUCUUCAAAACGACAUCGCGCUUCUCUAUCUUCUCAACCCUGUGAACUUCACCUCUACCAUCAAGCCUAUCUGCAUCCCACAGGAGACUUUUAAGGUGGCAGCUGGGACCAGGUGCUGGGUGACAGGAUGGGGCCGACUUAGGGAAGGAGAACCGGCUAUUUUAUCAGGUGUUCUCCAAAAGGUGGACCAGUAUAUCAUGCGCUAUGAAAACUGUAAUACUAUAAUAAAGCAGGUGAUGGCGAGUUCGGCAGACGUCGUCAUGAAAGGCAUGGUCUGUGGUUAUAAAGAUGGAGGAAAAGAUGCUUGUCAGGGAGAUUCUGGGGGACCCAUGGUCUGUGACUAUAACAACACCUGGAUACAGGUGGGGAUCGUGAGCUGGGGCAUUGGCUGCGGUCGUAAUGGAACACCUGGAAUUUAUACGGAAGUUAGUUCCUACAGAGGGUGGAUAACUGGGGUGUUGAACCAGUCCGUCUUUUUGCAUGUGGUGGCGUCCGAUGUUUUAUUCCUGCUGGUGCCCCUGGGCAUCCUGGUGACCCUGUGA